Messenger RNA from Diospyros lotus (date-plum), 2026 nucleotides. Its product is annotated as putative clathrin assembly protein At5g57200. The transcript has 15 exons. Gene Ontology annotation, molecular function: clathrin heavy chain binding; 1-phosphatidylinositol binding; SNARE binding. Gene Ontology annotation, biological process: clathrin-dependent endocytosis; clathrin coat assembly; vesicle budding from membrane. NCBI's taxonomy places the organism in Eukaryota, Viridiplantae, Streptophyta, Magnoliopsida, Ericales, Ebenaceae. The record is from RefSeq and is a predicted model, not a curated record. The coding region runs from base 94 to 1827 and encodes 577 amino acids. Gene Ontology annotation, cellular component: clathrin-coated vesicle; clathrin-coated pit.
ACCGCCAGCCCCAGCCACCACCACCACCCUUUUCUUUCUCCUUUUUCUCUGUAUAACCAAAGGAAGAAGAAAGUACCCAUUUUCUGAGGCCAAAUGGGUACCUUCACAAGCUUCAGAAAAGCCUAUGGCGCCCUCAAGGACUCCACCAAGGUUGGCCUUGCCAAGGUCAAUAGCGAAUACAAGGAUUUGGACAUUGCGAUCGUCAAAGCCACCAACCAUGUUGACAUUCCUCCUAAGGAACGCCAUAUCAGAAAAAUAUAUUCUGCCACAUCGGCAGCAAGCCCACGAGCAGAUGUUGCCUACUGCAUUCAUGCACUUUCUAGGAGGCUGGCAAAGACGCGUAGCUGGAUUGUCGCGAUAAAGACAUUGAUAGUUCUCCAUAGGACAUUGAGAGAAGGUGAUCCUACCUUCAGAGAGGAACUACUGAACUACUCAUGGAGAGCUCACGUUCUCCAAAUUUCCAAUUUCAAGGAUGACUCGAGCCCUCUUGCUUGGGAUUGUUCUGCGUGGGUCCGAACAUAUGCACUCUUUCUAGAAGAAAGGCUUGAAUGCUUUAGGAUUCUUAAAUAUGACAUUGAGGCAGAACGUUUGUCUAAAACCUCACCAGGAGUGAGCAAGGCACAUAGUAGGACACGGCUAUUGAAUAGUGAAGAGCUGUUGGAGCAGCUACCUGCAUUGCAGCAGCUUUUGUACCGGCUAGUAGCUUGUAAGCCGGAAGGAGCAGCUUACCAUACUUUUCUUGUACAGUAUGCCCUGGCUCUGGUGCUGAAAGAAAGCUUCAAAAUAUAUUGUGCUAUCAAUGAUGGGAUCAUCAAUCUUGUGGAUAUGUUUUUCGAUAUGACUAGGCAUGAUGCAGUUAAAGCUCUUAAUAUCUAUAAAAGAGCAGGCCAGCAGGCUGAAAAUCUUGCUGAGUUUUAUGAAUAUUGCAAAGGUCUGGAGCUAGCUAGGAACUUUCAGUUUCCAACACUAAGACAGCCACCUCCGUCAUUUCUUGCAACAAUGGAAGAAUACAUAAAAGAGGCACCUCAAUUUGGUUCUGUCUCUAAUAGGAGAAUGCAACAGGAAUAUGAUGAGGAAAGCUCAGAAUCUGAGCAGCCUGAGGAACCUGCCUCUCAAGAAAAUGAAGAACAAAUAGAAGAAGUUGAAGAAAAAGAAACACCGGAGGAAACACAGGAGGAGCCUGAACCUGAGAAGGAGGAGGAAGUUCCACCACUAAUAUCACCUGAAGAAACUGGGGAUCUGCUGGGCUUGAAUGAAAUAAAUCCACAGGCUGCGGAACUAGAAGAAAAUAAUGCAAUGGCCCUAGCCAUAAUUCCACCUGGUAAUGAUCCUCUAUCAAGCAGUCAUGAUUUGAGUGAAAUUGUAAAGACUUCAGGAUGGGAGCUAGCACUGGUUACCACACCGAGCAACAAUAAUGCCCCUACAACAGAAAGCAAAAUGGCUGGUGGAUUUGACAAGCUGUUACUCGAUAGUUUGUAUGAAGAUGAUUCUGCGAGGAAACAGCUACAGCUCCAGAAUGCCGGCUACAAUGCAGGCUAUGGAUAUGAAAUGACCGCACCAAAUCCAUUUGAUCAAAGGGAUCCAUUUAUGAUGUCCAACAGUGUAGCACCCCCAGCCAACGUGCAGAUGGCCGUGAUGAAUCAGCAGCAAAUGCUGUUGCAGCAGCAACAACAGUAUCCGCAAAAUAUGAUAACAGCAGCACCUCAUCAAUAUUUACCUCAAUAUCCUCAGCAGCAGCUGCCAUAUACAGGUUCUAAUCCAUUUGGAGAUCCGUUUAGCUACCCACAAACUGCCACACCACCACAGGGAAACCAUGCUUUACUUUAGAGUCUUUUCUUUUUCUCCUAAAGAGAGAGAGAGAGAGAGAAAAAAAAAAAAAAGUGAAUUCUUUAAUUCUUUCAAGUGGGGGGAAUUGUCUUUCCUUGGAGUUUCGAAUGCUCAUUCUUUGUUCACCGAGUAAAUAAUCAACAUAUGCAUUCUCUUGUACUCGAAGAAUUCUGACAGUGAAUGUAGACUAAUGAUCAUG